Molecule: messenger RNA, 3256 nt
Organism: Striga asiatica
Lineage: Eukaryota; Viridiplantae; Streptophyta; Magnoliopsida; Lamiales; Orobanchaceae
Source: the annotation of a GenBank genome assembly
CUUCACAAGAGGAUUUUUUAUUCAAUAGAAUACUCCAAAUUCCAAAAGCAUAUUUUUUUUAAGUUCCGUUUACCAAAUGCACGUACUAAGUCAAAGUGCAGGCCGCUGGUUUUUUUUCGUAGACAUCUGCAACUUUCUCCGUUUUACACUGCGGUAGACUCCCGCCGCUUUUGUUUGAGAGAGAUACAUACAAACAGCAAGAUUAUCUACAUACAUAAACUAAUAUAUACCUCACUCACCAUUACUGUGUGAGGGAGGAAAGACUAAAAAGCGACAGUCUUUGUCUUUAUUUUUUGGGUGACCUCCGUUGAUUUCGGUUGAAUUCCUGCUGUGAUUGUAAACCCCCAUUAUUAUUAAGUGGCUAAGCUUUUACCCGCAAUUGCCGCAAAAUAAAAAGGGGGUUUUGGGCUAGAGAGAGACAGUAGUGUCGAAAAGGACUUUUCCUAAUAUCUUGAUAGCAGUGUUUAAAAACGCGAGCUUGAGGGUAAUCAGUGAUCUGGCGAGGGCCGGCAUUGAUUUGCGCAGAAACGAAGCUCGGCCCGGGUCAAGAUUCAGCAAAUCCGGAUCUGGGUUCUCUUCAUCUUCAUCCGAUUAGUAUCAUGGCGGCGGCGGAGAGCCGGUGACGGUUGGGUGGCGCCGCUCACAUGGGCUGCGUGCCGUCAAAGCAAGCGGUCUCGGUGACCCCGGCCGCGGUGGAUCACUCGGGGGCGCUCAAUGGCGGGUCGGGUCGCAGCCGCGUGGGGAGCUGCGGCGGGGGCGGCGGCUUGGUGGCGGAGCUGGAGUUGAACUUGAAGAAGGUGAAGAAGAGGGGGGCGGCCGAGUCAGGAAGCGAGUGCGAGUCGGGACGGGCGAGUUCGAAUGGGUCGGUCAGCUUCCGGCUGGGGAACCUGCACAGGUACGUGGAGGGGGAACAGGUGGCGGCGGGUUGGCCGGCGUGGCUGAGCGCGGUGGCCUGUGAAGCCAUUCAGGGCUGGGUGCCCCUUAAAGCAGAUUCAUUCGAGAAACUUGAAAAGAUUGGCCAGGGCACGUAUAGCACCGUAUUCCGAGCACGCGACUUGGAUAAGGGAAGGAUUGUUGCUUUGAAAAAAGUCCGAUUUGACAAUUUCGAGCCUGAAAGCGUUCGUUUCAUGGCUCGGGAGAUAUUAAUCCUUCGCCGGCUUGACCAUCCGAAUAUUAUAAAGUUGGAAGGUAUAAUCACGUCAAGGUCUUCAUGCAACAUAUAUCUUGUGUUUGAGUAUAUGGAACAUGAUAUAGCUGGACUGUUAUCUUCCCCAGAGAUUACUUUCACCGAGGCACAGGUCAAGUGCUACAUGAAGCAAUUGCUAUCGGGACUCGAGCACUGUCAUUCUCGAGGCGUGAUGCAUCGGGACAUUAAAGGCGCGAAUCUCUUAGUGGAUAAUGAAGGUGUGCUUAAAAUUGCCGAUUUUGGAUUAGCAAACUUCUGUAGUUUCGGGAAGAGGCAACCUCUGACUAGUCGAGUGGUCACUCUUUGGUAUCGGCCACCCGAGCUCUUAUUGGGGUCCACUGACUAUGGGGCAUCAGUCGAUCUUUGGAGUGCCGGUUGCUUGCUCGGUGAACUUCUUGUCGGGAAGCCUAUCAUUCAAGGGAGGACUGAGGUAGAACAGCUUCACAAGAUAUUCAAACUCUGUGGGUCCCCUCCGGAAGAUUACUGGAAAAAAUCGAAACUUCCACACGCUACACUGUUCAAGCCACAGCAUCCUUAUCAGAGCUCCCUUUGGCAAACUUUUAAAGAUCUUCCCCAAGUUGCCGUGUCACUCAUUGAAACUCUGUUAUCAGUCGAGCCAUUCAAGAGGGGCACUGCUGCUGCUGCCCUAACAUCUGAGUACUUCAUGACGAAGCCAUACGCUUGUGAACCGUCAAGCUUGCCAAAAUAUCCCCCCAGUAAGGAGAUUGACAUUAAACAUCAUGAAGAGGCUAGCAGAAAAAGGCCAGCCGGAAGGUCUCGUGCACCUGAAGUAAGAAAACCAACCAGAAAACAGAAUGGGAUCAAUAAACUUGCCCCAGAAGAGAACUUGGCUCCUCAGAAGCAAGAGGAGCCGAAAAUGAACAGAAUUGGCCGUGCCAGCACCCACAGAGCAAAUAAGGCUUCGGGUCACGAGCCACCUAAGCCGCCAGUGGGCCCCACCAAAGAGCCAUCCCACUCGAAAAACACAUCCCAAGGAGACGCCACGUAUGCAGGGCCUCUGCAGGUCUCGGGAUCGAGCGGGUUCGCGUGGGCCCGAAGAACGACCGAUUUGAGGUCGAGAAGUAAGUCGAGCUCGAGAAGCUUGAACAUCGAAUCUUGCGGUGCUGGGCGCUCGAGGAGUAAUGAUUUGGACUCCAAGGAUGAAGGAAAACGUGAUGAUGAUGCUGGAGUAAAAGAGCGAGAGUCUUACGAAAUAUUCAAAAGCUCGAUGCUAAAGAAGUGGAGCCAGCUGGAGUGUCCUGAUUCGUUCGAUGCCUCGGAGGAUUACCACUCGCAGGAUCUGUCGGUACGUAAAGAGGAAGCGGCUUCCAAGGGAAGCAACUCGGUAUAUCAUGAUCAAGAGGAGAAGGUUGAGUUUUCAGGGCCUUUGCUUUCCCAAUCGAAGAAAAUCGAUGAGCUCUUGGAAAAACACGAACGUCAUAUUCGCCAGGCCGUUCGAAGAUCAUGGUUCCAGAGAGUUAAGAUAAAUGGGAAGUAACGGAACUCUUGCUGAUUUCAAGCACAAUUCUCGGUAUAUUCCAAACUGCGAAUUAGCUCAACAGUAAGCUCACAGGCUUCUAAAAUGACUGAGCUGAUCAUUUUUUCUAGUAAACAAACCAGUGAGAUUGCAAAAUCAUCCGGAUUGAAUAUCUUCGCCUUCUGAGUUGGAUAACAUUAUAGUGAAACCAUCCAAAGUUCAAUUUUCUUCUUCACCGAGUUUGAUGUCCCACACAAUAAGGGACUAACUCUUCUUAAAUUCCUUCUUUUUUUUUUUCCUUGGAUACACUGUGAUAUCAUAAAUCAUAAUGUAUCAACUAGCAUUUUUCAUCUGUUUGCUCAGAUUUUUCCAUCUGUCGGUCGUAUUUUUUUGUUUUGAACCGAUUUACUGAUGUAUAAGAAAUUCAUGAUAAUAUUCCUCACAAUAGCAAUGUAAAUUUCCUGUCCUGAGUUUGUUCCUUUUCUACUGUUUCUUUUAGUUAUAUGCCCAGAAAAAAGAUGUUUUACCAGUCAUUGCACAUUGUUUGUUGGUUUAAAAGAAUGGUUGAUGGGUGGGUGUCUGUCCCAAGUAAC